Molecule: messenger RNA, 1436 nt
Organism: Taeniopygia guttata (zebra finch)
Lineage: Eukaryota; Metazoa; Chordata; Aves; Passeriformes; Estrildidae
Source: RefSeq, a predicted model, not a curated record
AUGGAGAAAAACGCGCGGAACGGCCCAAAACGGCGGAAAAACAACGGGAGAAUUAAUCCGAGCGGAAACUCCCGCGGGGAGAGAGGGAAGGGCGGCGCAGCGGCCGUGGCGAAUCUGCGGACGCGGCACUUUCGCCACGUCCCCGUUCCGCGCUGCGCGCCGGCCCGUGGCGAAUCUGCUGUUCUGAGGGAGGGGGCGGCGCCUGUCUGUGACGUCACUUCCGCCGCGCGGCGUCGCACUGUCCGUGACGUCACCGCCAGCGCCGGGAGCCGCCGCCGGGUGCGCGGCGCGAGCGCGGCUGAUUUGCAUAUGCAAAUGAGCCCCGGGGCGGCUAACGAGGCCAUGUCCAGACGCCGCGUUUGGUUCCAGGACCCCCCGGGGGAGGGGGAGGGGCCCGAAGAGCCCAAAACCAAACGGAGACGGCCCGAGGGGGGUCCCGGGAGCCGUUUUCCGGCGCUGCCGCCCCCGGACAGCGACGAGGAGGAGGAGGAGGAGGAGGAGGAAGAGCUCCGGGCCGGGGGGCCCCCGGUGGAGGGGCAGGAGCCGGGCCCCGCGCCGGGGGUGGGGGAGGGGCCGGUGCCCCUCACCCCCUUCAACCUGGAGGAGGAGAUGGGGGAGGGGCGCUUCGACCCCCACGGGCACUUCCUGCCCCUCCCCCGCCGCGAGACCCCCGACCCCUGGCUGGAGACCCUCGAGGGGAUGCCGAUCAAGCCGCGGCCCCUCCCCCCCCCCGGCCGCGCCUCCCCUCCCCCCUCGCCGCCGCCCCUCCCCCAGCUGCUGCGGGGGGCGCUGGCGCUGCUGCGGCCCCGCGAGACCGUGGGGGGGGCGCUGCGGCGCUGGGGGGGGGGGGGCGGAGCAGAGGGGGAGGGGCGGGGGGAGGGGCAGGGGGCGCGCCCCUCCCCCCCCGAGCUGGAGGCGCUGGUGGCGCUGUCGGACGCGCUGGUGGCCCGGGGGGUGCUGGGGGUGCUCGGGGAGAGCCGCGAGCGGCUGCGGGGGCGGCUGCGGGCCCUGGGGGGGGAGGGGCGGGGGGAGGGGCAGGAGGGGGAGGAGGAGGAGGGGGAGGAGGAGGAGGAGGAAGAGGAGGAGGGGGAGGGGGAGGGGCAGGCGGCCCCGGCGCUGGACAUGUUCGCCCCCCCCGAGGAGGGGGAGGGGCGGGAGGCGCUGCCCGAGGUGCUGUGGGAGUAUCACUGGGGGGGGGAGGGGGACCCCCCCACGCCGCUGUACGGCCCCUUCAGCAGCGCCCAGAUGCAGGCCUGGGCCGACCAGGGGUACUUCCGGGGUGGGGGAGGGGCGCGGUGCCGCCGCCUGAACCCCCCCGACCCCCCCGGACCCUUCUACGACUGCGGCCGGGUGGAUUUCCAACUCUACACCUGAGAAACGCCCCAAAAACCCCAAAAACCGCCCCAAAACCGACAAUAAAAACCACCCCCAGACCA